This is a messenger RNA of Lindgomyces ingoldianus, 1724 nucleotides long. RefSeq lists its product as uncharacterized. The transcript is spliced from 4 exons. The coding region runs from base 481 to 1398 and encodes 305 amino acids. The record is from RefSeq and is a predicted model, not a curated record. NCBI's taxonomy places the organism in Eukaryota, Fungi, Ascomycota, Dothideomycetes, Pleosporales, Lindgomycetaceae.
CCAAGCUCAGGCCCGUAACCUGGCUUUGGGGGGCCUUGGUGCUUGGUUGAGGGCUUCGCGGCGCCAUCCAUCUCAUCCUUCCUUUAAAGCCAUGGAACCCACUUUGGUUUGGCAGGCCUGACCGCCUUCGCUCCUUCGCUCGCCGGUGUUCCGUGACGAUUGAUUCAUUCUUGUAUGCUUUGUUGUUCAAGAAAGUGCGAUACACGUCAUUUCCAGUUCUUCAUUUUCCCAACCGAUCUCAACCCCCAUCUCAAGAUCCCCGAAAACGCACACGACCACCUUCCUCGGACAAUUCCUCCUUCCUAAUAUCUCAUCCCGCACCCCAUCCAGACAGAUCAUUUCCAAGAUUUUCUUGGCCUGCCCAUUUCCAGCUCAGCACCGCAUCUACUACCAUAAAUCGCCAAGAACUACUCCGAUAUCUCUUACCCUGAGUAUUGGAUUGUUACCUUUGUUCUUAUUUACGCUCUUCACGCACGGGAUAUGAGACCCAGCAGCUAUACCUCCGCAAUCGCCUUCGCGUCUUUGUUCGCUACCACGGUAGCCUCUCCAGUACACGGGGGAUCAGGACUUGCGCCAGCCCCAGAGAACAUAGAAAGGAAGGAUGACCCGACGAAGAAUAAGUACUUCCAUGAGCCUGGCGGUGACGACCAGCUCGGCCACUAUGAUGAGCGGUACUUCCACGGUAUCGUCAGUUACGAAGAGCGCACCGACACCCAAUUCCACAUGAUCCGGGCAUAUCUCAAAUUCUUCAACGAAAACGGCUUGGACACGUGGAUAGCACACGGAACGUUGCUCGGGUGGUGGUGGAACGGCAAGCGACUACCAUGGGAUUGGGAUCUGGAUACCCAGGUUUCCGGCGCAACGCUUCACUAUCUCGGACAACACUUCAACCAAUCGAUACAUCACUAUGUCUCCGAGGACGGUGAGACGAAACGUAAUUUCCUAUUAGAUGUGAAUCCGUGGAUAUGGCAAAGAGAGAGAGGAGACGGGAUGAAUGUCAUCGAUGCGCGAUGGAUCGAUAUACGGAAUGGGUUGUUCAUCGACAUUACAGGACUGAGCGAGACGCAUCCUGACACCAAUCCGGCGGUGUGGAGCUGCAAGAAUUACCACCGCUAUCAUACUUCAGACCUCUAUCCUAUGCGCGAAUCUGUCUUCGAGGGCGUUCCCGCAAAGAUUCCCUAUGCAUAUGACAAGAUUUUAAUAGAAGAGUACAAUGAGAAGGCGCUGGUGCUCACUGAGUAUGAAGGUCACGCAUGGGAUCCCUCCCAAAAAGAAUGGAUCAAGACCCAAGCCCAAGUUGAGAAGGAGAAGGAAGAAGCGGAAGAGAAAGCAAAAAUGAAAGCUGAGGAAGAGGAGCAGAAGAAGAAAGAUGAAGACGGUAAACAAAAGACCGAGUAGCCUCCUUAUAUCCCUGUAUAUCUACCUUCUCCCUCGGUUCUCGGCUCCCCUUGAGUUGGAAAAAAGAUACUUGGUAUGCAUUGGGACGGUACUUUUCUUCGCAUUAUCAGGCGUAUUGGAUGGCAUUGCUCUUUGAAAAAGGGAACUGAUAUUGGUUGACAGUCCCUCGUACUUGGAUAAACACGUCAUUGAUACCCAUUUUAUUUGAGAGGCAGUGUAUGUCGGUGGUCUUUAUGACCGACUGUCUACAGGUGUAUUUACUUUUCGGGGCUCGUUAUUGGAUACAUGGGGGCUUGUGAAGAGCAUGCAAACAUUUUCCAUAGGAA